This is a messenger RNA of Olea europaea var. sylvestris, 2555 nucleotides long. RefSeq names its product wall-associated receptor kinase-like 14. Gene Ontology annotation, molecular function: ATP binding; protein kinase activity. The transcript is spliced from 3 exons. Gene Ontology annotation, biological process: protein phosphorylation. Lineage: Eukaryota; Viridiplantae; Streptophyta; Magnoliopsida; Lamiales; Oleaceae. The record is from RefSeq and is a predicted model, not a curated record. Bases 218 to 2365 code for a protein of 715 amino acids.
UCAAAUGUUAGAAAUGAAUGAGCAAUUACGUAACAUAUAAUGGAAAACUGCAUUUACUUCAUUAAAUUACCUCCAACCAGCAUCUAUUACACCCCUUUAAUUCUUCAUUUAAUAGUCUUCCUCAAGUCAAACUUCUUAUCAUCAUCAUAAUUUUUUUGUGGAAUUUUUGUUAAUUUGUUAUUAUCAAUCACUUCUUUCCAGUUAUUUUUCUAGCAGCAUGCUUAUGGCUUUUGAGCAUCAUUCAAGUCCACCCACAAAUACAAUGAUUUCUAGCCAAACAUUCACCUGGAUAGUUUUCCGUUUAGUCCUUUCAUCUGCAGCAGAAGCAAAUAUGUGUAAUCGAUCUUGUGGAAAAGUGGAAAACAGAGUGCCAUACCCGUUUGGAUUUUCCGACGGUUGUGGCAUCAAGUUAAAUUGUAGCAAGAACAAUGGAAAUAUCCAUAUAGGCGAUUUUCUGGUCCAGAAUUUAACGUCGGAUCGUAUUUUGGUUAGUCUGCCGGGGAAAUGCAACCGUUCGAUUGAUGCACUCAAUCCACUCUUUGGUAAAAACUUUGCAGUUACCGGACGAAAUGGGCUUCUGCUACAGAACUGCAACCCGCCGGUCAACGAUUUUACCAUUCCACGGAACAUGCUUCAUUUCUUUUUCAAGUUUGAUAGUUGCGAUUUUGGGGAUAGAAACAGUAGUAGUGGUGAUUAUAAUCACAAUAUUAGCUAUUAUGCAGAGGCAAAUGAUAGUUAUGUGGAGUUCUUGAACUAUGAAAAAUUUAGAAGAAGGAGUAAUUGCCGCCAUCUAUUUUCGUCGAUCAUGGUGGGUUGGAAUCAGAAUGGCUAUAAUACUGGUAGUAAUGUAACUGAGAACCUCUUUAUAUCGCUGGAGCUGCAGGCACAGAAGGUGGAGCUCCAGUGGUGGUUGCCGGGCCCCUGCCUUUGUCAUCCAAAUGCUACCUGUACAACUGUUAAUGGGACAGGGUUUCGUUGCAAGUGUCUAAAAGGAUAUGCCGGAGAUGGUUUCGCCAGAGGCGAAGGUUGCAAGAUAGUUUCCGAACAUGGUGGAACCAGAGUAGGCUUUCUCAUUGGAGGAAUUAUUGCUGGAGCUUCUUUGGUGGCUGCUGCGGCUUUCAUAUGCCACUGCGUACAGAAACGUUCUGUGUCUCUGAAGAGCCAAUUAAGUGCUAGGCAACUGCUCAGUGAGGCAGCAGGGAACUCCAAUGUACCCCUCUAUCAUUAUAAAGAAAUUGAGCGAGCUACAAACGUCUUUUCUGAAAAACAAAGGCUGGGAACGGGUGCCUUUGGCACUGUAUAUGCAGGAAAGCUCCACAGUCAUGAGUGGGUUGCAAUUAAGAGAAUGAGACGUCAAGAUCACAAUAGCAUUGAACAAGUAAUGAAUGAAAUAAAGCUUCUGUCCUCUCUGAGUCACCCAAAUUUAGUCCGGCUUUUAGGUUGCUGUAUUGAGAAUGAUGAAGAGAUUCUUGUUUAUGAAUAUAUGCCAAAUGGAACUCUUUCCCAGCAUCUUCAAAGAGAAAGGGGUUCGGUAUUGUCAUGGAAUAUUCGUCUGAACAUUGCUGCUGAAACGGCUCAUGCAAUUGCUCACCUUCAUUCAGCAAUGAAUCCUCCAAUAUACCACAGAGAUAUUAAAUCUAGUAAUAUACUUCUAGAUUUCAAUUUCAAUGCAAAAGUGGCAGACUUCGGUCUUUCUAGAUUUGGGAUGACAGACGAUUCCCAUGUUUCCACAGCACCACAAGGGACUCCUGGCUAUGUUGAUCCACAGUACCACCAGAACUUUUAUCUUUCAGACAAAAGCGAUGUUUACAGUUUCGGGGUUGUUCUAGUAGAAAUCAUUACAGCAAUGAAAGUAGUCAACUUUUCUCGACCUCAAAGCGAGAUUAACUUGGCCGCGCUCGCAAUUGAUAGGAUAGGGAAAGGUCUUAUUGAUGAGAUAAUAGAUCCAUUCCUAGAGCCUAACAGAGAUGCGUGGACACUUUCAUCCAUUCACAGAGUGGCAGAGCUGGCUUUUAGAUGUCUUGCAUUUCACUGCGACAUAAGACCCUCAAUGACGGAAGUAGCAGACGAGCUAGAACAGAUCAGGAUCAGCAGUUGGGCACCAUUGGACGAGAAUGUAUGUACGGGAUCAUCAGUAGCAUCCACAUGCUCAUCGCUGCACAAUGGAAGUGAGCUUAUAGAAAAUGCUACAGUUAAGAAGGCAGGUGAUGGAAGUCAGAGAUUGAUUGUUCCGCAGAAGGCGAGCGUUGAUCUGGCUAUUAUGGUGGAAAACGAAAGUUCUCCGGUUUCUGUCCAGGAUACUCAGCUGAGUGAACAAAGUUCAUCACCAUCAACAAAUAGCCUAUUGGGUAACGUAGUUCAAUGACUAUGAAACUAUUUCCUUUACUCUUAGUUCAUGUAUACAGUACAGAGACGCAUGUUUUUGUACAGAAAUGUGUUCUUGGAGUUAUUCUUUUGCAAUCAGCAAUGCCUACACAAAUUAAUCCAAAAUGCUCCUGUAAUUGACUCUCAAACCUUACUUUGACAGUACAUAUAAGAGAUUUCAUCACCAUGCA